This is a messenger RNA of Bursaphelenchus xylophilus (pine wood nematode), 2459 nucleotides long. The record is from the annotation of a GenBank genome assembly. Lineage: Eukaryota; Metazoa; Nematoda; Chromadorea; Rhabditida; Aphelenchoididae.
AUGUUUGUAGUGCCCCGGGACGCGCCAGAAUUCGACGUUUCGAUUGGAAAGUUAUAUACCACUCCUCAUUGCGACGAAGGGAUCCGAUACAUCAUUGUUGAAUUGAGAUUGGCCAAGGAUUUGCGCGCCAAGGGCAACUCAAACUUUACGGUCUUGGAGAGAAAGUUUUUUUACGAUGGUUCUAUGAUGAAUUUGACGAUGAUUUUGGGAGAUCGGCAUGAGGUGGCGUUGCGAAAUGAGUCCGAAAUUGAUUCGUUCCUAACUAAAAUUAAAGUAAGUUCAGAAGUUUUGGAAAUGCCAUCAGAGUUUUUUACAAUUUAUUUGUGCACCGUGCGUGAAAGCGGAAAAAUAGACGCACUGUGCAGAAAAACAAAAAAAAACUUGAUUUUUUUUGCACUGUGCGAUCAUAAAACCUUGCAGAAUUUACGACACGGUUCAAAAACUUGGCGAUGAAACGGUGCAAGGAUUGCACCGUGCAAAAGGUCAAAAAAUACUUUACGCACCGUGCACAAAAAUUAAUAUCUUUAAGCCAUCUUGAGCCACUAUGUACAAUGUUUUGGCCAAGUCAGUAAAUUUGUCAUAAAUCCGUCAUCAUGACAUAUUUUUCAAAAGUAUUUUACAAAGGGGUUCAAGGUAUUAUUUUUACUCAAAAAAUGGCAUAGUAAAAUUCUACCGUCACCCCCGGUCUAAAUUAUGGCGAAUCGUCUUUUCAAUUGCAGGUAACCAACGACACCCGUUGCUUGGGAUACGACGCAAACCACUGCAUUUAUUUUUACAAACGCUUCAGCAGCCUCGGAGAUCUCAAUGAGAACAGAGACGACGCGCAAUUUACAAACUUUUAUCGAAAAGAUUUACUGUCCAGGAAUGAGCCGGAACUAUUGUUUCGACUGGACGGCCCAUUCCACGUCCACUCGAUGAGCGUCUCCAACAAUAAACUCUUUAUAUUGUACAAUGUGAUAACCAACAGGCACUCGGAUUCGACCCUGCUCUGUUACGAUCUUCGCACUGGCCGCCGCAAUGCACUGACCAUUUCGCCGUACGUCAAUUAUGUGAGUUCCUUUUUGGGAGCCGUGCUUUUUGAUUUUCCGCACUGUGCGGUAAAAAUUUUUGAUAAAAUUGGCGAUCGCGUUGUGUAAAAAAGUGAUAGGGUUGUGAACAUCGCAUCGUUUUUUGACUAUCACAAGAUUUUUUAUGAGCUUUCACAGUGCAGCAAGAUCGAGUUUUUUUCUGACCGUACGGUGCAAAAGCAAUUUUGAUCCCAUUGCACAGUGCCGAAAUGUGUUUAAGUUUAAAAUGACUAUGUCAUUAACCGAUGAAGUCAUUCUACCUAUGAAUAAAUUUUUUUCGACCUGACUAGGCCACACGCUGCGAUGAAGCCGCAGAUUUUUUCUGACCGCACAGUGCAAAAGAAAUUUAUCGCAUUGCACGGUGCAGACAUGCGUUCAGGGUAAAAAUGAAUAUGUGGUGAACUGACGACGUCAUUCUACUUGUCAAUAAACCAUUUCAAUAAAACGGGGCCGCACAGUUGAAUGAAAAAAUCUUUUUUUUUAUUGCAGAGUGCAAAAGACUUCUCAAUUUCAGAAACAAUCGAUGAUCUCGCAUGGGAACACUUUUCUGUGCUCCCGCCUUUUCGUCCAAGACAUCCUGCUCUACACAAUCACCGAAAACGGGUUUGAGGAGCGCGUCGUGCAGUGUUACCGAAGGCAGCAACUGAACAAGGACACCCAUAUUAUAAUUCAGAAGGAAGGCGAGAAAUUGGCCGUCAAGGUGGGUUCUAAAAGACGCCAAUAGUUUGGGGAGUCUCGUGUUGUUCAUGUCACAUUUUAGACCAUGUCCAUCAUCGAGGAUGAGCCCGUCUUCCGCUUUGUCCAGUAUUGCCAUGCGAUGUGCGCGUUCGGCCGAAUAAGCAACAACUUUUUCUGGGUUUUCGAGCGGAAAAAACGUUGCUUUUGGUAUCAGGAAGGUCCAACAUGCAAGUUUGUUCGCCUCAUUUUUGUUAUGCCAAGACCUUGGUAGCUUUGCAUUCUGCACUGUGCAAUCCCAAAAAACCUUCAAUUUCAUUUUUGCACUGUGCAGUACACAAUGUUUUUGUUUUUAUUUUAUUGCACCGUGCGGACUCAAAAAAAAGCUGGACGGUCGUUCAAACUAAUUAACUUUUUCAUCUAAUUUCGUAUAAAAACUUUUCUUCUCUGCAAAGCGUCCAAAUUUUUUGAAAUUUUUCGGCCGCACUGCGCGAACAAAUGACCUUUCGUUGUUUCUCCGGCUGCACAGUGCAAACUGAUCAUGAGAUUUUAUUUUUUUGCAGAUUGAUUUUAUUACGAAAAAGUUUUUUUCCAAGUCUUUGCAUCAUUUUGAAUGUUUCAGUCGCCCCAUACCUUUUGCAUUCGGACAGCCAACCAACAAGAAUAACCGGAUAUCGUGUGCAGCAGACACUGAAAAACGAGUUUUAUUUGUUGUAA